CGCUUUAGGAAGUGGUUACACUUGGCCAAUUCCUGAAGCAGCUCAACAUCAGCAUACCGUUUGUGGAGGCACUGUCGAAGAUGCCCAAGUACGCGAAGUUCAUGAAAGAUCUCCUCACCAACAAGAAGAAACUUGGGGAUCUCUCGACAGUGUUGCUGAGCGAGGAGUGUUCUGCUAUCCUGCAGAACAAGCUGCCCGAGAAGCGCAAGGAUCCAGGGAGUUUUACUAUCCCUCUUACUAUUGGCAGCAUGCAUGUAGGUAAGUCCUUGGCGGACCUAGGCGCUAGCAUAAAUGUCAUGCCAUAUAAGUUGUAUAAAAAGCUAGACCUAGGUGAACUUAGCCCUACUAGGAUGAGCAUUCAGCUAGCUGAUCGUUCCAUUGUGCACCCUAGGGGGAUCGUAGAGGAUCUGCUUGUUAAAGUAGGUGCAUUCACAUAUCCUGUUGAUUUUGUUAUUCUUGAUAUACAUAAGGAUGUGGAUGUGCCUUUGAUUCUGGGUAGACCAUUUCUUGCCACCGCCAAGGCACUUAUUGAUGUGCAUGAUGGUAAACUGAUCUUGCGUGCUGGGAAUGAACAGGCUACUUUUUCUGUGACUGAAUUUGAUCAUUGUGAUAUGAUUGCUGUCACACCUGUGCAUGCCAUUUCUGAUCAGGUACACGAGCUUGUCGUGUAUCCUUCUGCACCUCUUAUUUUGAAAGAUCCGCCUAUCAUUCCUUUGCCGCCACUCCAUCCAGUCUCGCCUCCGAACAAAAAGCUCAAGGAGGAGUGGCCGCCGAAGCAGCAGGUUGCUAAGCCUGCACGGAAGAAGAGUGGAGGCCACUAUGAGCUGGUCCCACCCCCUGCACCACGACCACCCUGGCCAUCCGAGUACUCACUCGCCUGCAUCUUGCCGGAUGGCCAGGUCGAGCUGACCGAUGAUGGUGGUCGCAUCCGUCGGGUGCAUGGCCACAACCUGAAGCCGUACCUCAAGAGCGACGUAGAUACGCUCUUGGAGGCACCUAUUCCUGCACCUCCCUGAGUAUCCACCAUGGGCGUCCAGCUAAAAGACGGUAAAGAAGCGCUUGUGGGGAGGCAACCCCACCACGGUUUGACUUUCUUUCUUGUGUUUUGAGUCGGAUUGUAAACCGGUUUGGUUUUGGUUUGUUUUCUUUUGUUUUGGAUGAUGUAUUAUUGGGCUGACCAUUGGACCUAACAUAUCGUGUUUGAGCUCUUUGGUUUCCUUUAGAUGUGCUUGUCUUGACUGGUUCUCUAUCCAGUCCGCUUCACUCUGACUGGUCCGCUUCCAGUCACCUGCAGUCCGUGCAUACCGGUAACAUCGUUCCCCUUUUCCUUCCCUCUUCUCCAUUGAGGGCAAUGUCGAUCUUAAGUGUGGGGGGAUGUUUAUCUUUUGACUGCAUUAGAUCUGUUUGUGUGCUUGGAGCCUAGUCCACUGUCCAAAUUUUUAAAUUUGAGGGCUCCAAGUACGUGUUCCUUGCAAUUGCCUGCUUAGUAUGCUUUGAAUUGACAGUCUUUAUAGUAAUAUGCCCCCUUACAUGUCUUUCCCCCGCACGAGGCUCGAGACAUCCGCUCCUGGCAUGGCUGGUAAGAGCCGGUUGGGACCCUUGAAAAAAGAAAAAAAAAAGAAAAAAUAACUGAAAAC
Linum trigynum is the source of this 1637-nucleotide messenger RNA. The record is from the annotation of a GenBank genome assembly. Lineage: Eukaryota; Viridiplantae; Streptophyta; Magnoliopsida; Malpighiales; Linaceae.